Molecule: messenger RNA, 1380 nt
Organism: Penicillium salamii
Lineage: Eukaryota; Fungi; Ascomycota; Eurotiomycetes; Eurotiales; Aspergillaceae
Source: the annotation of a GenBank genome assembly
AUGCGCUUACUAUCUUCUCGACGCGUGUUAACGAGAAUGUCUGAACUACAACAAAUGUUCAAUGCGGCAGUGGAGCCCUUGCCUCAGAUCGACGACAAGAGCUUUGCAUCUCAUUUCGAUUCUUUUGCUGGAAAACAAGUCAUGCUUCUUGGUGACGGUAGUCAUGGCACAUCCGAAUUCUAUUCUGCUCGCGCAGAGAUCACUAAGCGACUGAUCGAGCGACAUGGUUACACCAUGGUAGCUGUCGAGGCAGACUGGCCCGAUGCAGAGGCUAUCGAUCGAUAUGUACGCCUCCGUCCGGGUCCAAAGGCACAAAUUGGAGGAGUCGCAAAAGGGUAUGAGCCUUUCAAACGGUUCCCGACCUGGAUGUGGCGAAACUUUGAAAUGCAACGACUCGUUGAAUGGAUGCGUGAUCACAAUCAGAGACUGCCGCCCGAAAAGAGAGCGGGAUUUUACGGACUCGAUCUAUACAGCAUGGGUGCAUCGAUUGGCGCGGUAAUUGACUACCUCGACCGGGUAGAUCCUCAAGCAAGCAAGAAGGCGCGGCAGCGAUACGGAUGUUUGGAGCCAUGGGUCGACGAUCCCACAUCCUACGGAUUGGCAUCCGUACAUGGACUUGAAGACUGUGAAAGCGACGUUCUGAAGAUGCUGAGGGAUCUUUUGGAGAAACGGCUUGACUAUGCACAACACGGUCUUCGGGAUGGCGAUGAGUAUCACAGCGGUGAACAGAAUGCGCAUCUUGUCCGCGAUGCCGAAAAGUAUUACAAGGCCAUGUACUACAGCUCCGUGGGUUCAUGGAACAUGCGCGACAUUCACAUGUUCGAAACUUUGGAACGCCUCCUGCGGCACAAUGAAGGACAAAAGGCGAUCGUAUGGGCGCACAACUCUCAUGUUGGCGAUGCCCGCUAUACAAGUAUGGGCUUCCGACGCAAGGAACUUAACAUCGGACAGCUGUGUCGUGAGCGGCUUGGGCCUGAGAACGUGACUAUUCUCGGGUGUGGAACUCACACCGGAACUGUGGCCGCGGCUCACGAAUGGGACGACGAUAUGGAGGUCAUGGAUGUUCGACCGUCUCGUGAUGACAGCUGGGAGAUUGUUGCUCACGAAACUGGGGUCCCCCGGUUCGUACUGGAUCUGCGUCGUGAUCGCAUAGAUCCUACUCUGCGCUCUGCGCUUGCUGGCGAGCAGCGCUUGCAGCGUUUCAUCGGUGUCAUAUACCGCCCAGACACGGAGCGUAUUUCCCCUUACUCACAGGCAUUCCUUCAUAAGCAGUUUGAUGGGUACAUAUGGUUUGAUGAAACGCAGGCUGUCAGCCCUCUCGAGGUUAUCCAACCUGACACUCCGCUUGGAAAAGGAGAGACCUAUCCAUUUGGUCUAUAG